Trichogramma pretiosum is the source of this 2055-nucleotide messenger RNA. It is a transcript of the gene pelo, whose product is annotated as protein pelota. Gene Ontology annotation, cellular component: cytoplasm. The record is from RefSeq and is a predicted model, not a curated record. The transcript has 10 exons. NCBI's taxonomy places the organism in Eukaryota, Metazoa, Arthropoda, Insecta, Hymenoptera, Trichogrammatidae. Gene Ontology annotation, biological process: ribosome disassembly; nonfunctional rRNA decay; nuclear-transcribed mRNA catabolic process, no-go decay. Bases 735 to 1895 code for a protein of 386 amino acids.
UUAAUGCGUGAAAUUAUUAUAAAUAAAUUUUGAGAAUUGAAUCAAUCAGUUAAAUUACCUUUUUAUAAUUAAACAUAGGUAUUUGUUAACAUAUUAUUAUCUGAAGAAUGAAAUCGAAAUUCUCGGUUUAAAAUCAAUACGUUAAAACGCCUUAACCAUUCGUGGUGCUUUCUGAUUUUUGUAAGUUCUAAAAUAAUUUACAGAAUACCGGUUUUGUAGUCAAUUGUGAUUGUUUUUUAUCAAUAAGUAUUACAUUCAUGCGGAAACGCAUUGCAAGCAUGUUAUGACAUUUUCAACUUGUUACUACAUAUUAACGCCAUCUACAUUCAGUUUAAGAUCCUUAUCACGAAUUUCCCCUUUACUAUUUGCUAGCAACUUGCCGCAAUCAUCGCAAAGUAACUAAACUCAACAAUCUAUUGAAUCGCAUGACUUUUAUAUGAAAGACACCAAAUUUAUGCUCUUGCAUUGCAUGCAGGAACUCCAUAGGUUUCUCAUAGUACAAUGAUCUAUAACCUUCAAAACUUCGAAUUUUUGACUGGUGUUUGCUUUUUUGAUAUUAUGUAUUUUAAUCAAUACCACGUAAGGUCUUUAAAUCUAAAUACAUCAUUCCAUCUUGACAAUCAAAAGUGCAAUAUAAAAUGCAUCGAUUGACGAAAGAGACUUGAAAGUGUUACAUUUUUGUGUUUUGAUUUUAUUUUAUCUUCUUGUCUUUUUUAUAGUAAUACAUUAACACCAUGAAAUUAGUUGCCAAAAAUGUUGAUAAGGAUGGAGAGGGGUAUGUUAAUCUAGUUCCUGAAAAUACAGAGGACAUGUGGCAUGUUUAUAACCUUGUCAGUGAAGGAGAUUAUGUUAGUUGCUCUACUAUCAGAAAAGUACAAACUGAAAGUUCCACUGGUAGUUCAAAUAGUUACAGAGUAAGAACAACAUUAACAAUUUGCGUUGAAGGAAUAGAUUUUGAUACUCAAGCAUGUGUUUUGAGACUUAAAGGACGAAAUAUUGAAGAAAAUAAAUAUGUUAAGACUGGUGCUUAUCAUACCUUAGAUGUUGAAUUGAAUAGAAAAUUUGGUCUUAGAAAGCCAAAAUGGGACUCAAUAGCUUUGGAACGAGUUGAUCUGGCAUGCGAUCCUACCCAACAUGCUGACGUUGCUGCCGUGGUUAUGCAAGAAGGUAUUGCACAUGUAUGUUUAAUAACUUCAAACAUGACCAUAGUUCGUGCAAAAAUAGAUCAAGUGAUUCCUCGUAAAAGGAAAGGAAGCGUGUCUCAACAUGAAAAAGGAUUGGCACGAUUUUAUGAUAGCAUUAUGCAAGCAAUUCUCAGGCAUGUAAAUUUCGAUGUUGUAAAAUGCAUUAUUUUGGCAAGUCCUGGAUUUGUUAAAGAUCAAUUAAUGAACUACAUGGUUCAGCAAGCAGUUAAAACUGAUAACAAAACAAUUAUAGAUAAUAAAAGUAUGUUCGUACUAGUCCAUUCAAGUUCUGGUUUUAAACACUCUCUAAGAGAGGUAUUAACUGAUCCGGCGGUGAUAUCACGUAUAUCUGAUACUAAAGCUGCAGGAGAAGUAAAAGCUUUAGAAUCAUUUUGUGCAAUGCUUCAAACAGAUCCAUCGAGAGCUUUUUAUGGUAAAAAGCAUGUUCUAGCUGCAAGUGAAGCCCAAGCAAUAGAAACACUUCUCAUUUCAGACAAGCUAUUCAGGUGUCAAAAUAUAGCUGAAAGAAAAGAAUAUGUUAGCCUUGUUGAAACUGUUAGAGAUGCCAAUGGGGACGUUAAAAUUUUUUCAAGUUUGCAUAUAUCUGGUGAACAAUUAGAGCAACUCACAGGUGUUGCUGCUAUAUUACGUUUUCCUAUGCCAGAACUGGAAGAUGAAGAAGAAAGUGAUGAUUCUGAUGAAAAUGAUUAGACAAUCUUUUUUAUUCAUUUUAUUGUCUAAUAAUUAAAAUUGCAAAUUGAAUGUUGUGCUGUGCACAAAUUUGGAACAAUAUUCUUUUGUGUACAUCAAAUCAAUAAUUGUGUAAUAUAAAUGGUUUAUUUUAGUAAAAAUAAAAAAUGUAUAUAGCCUA